CUUCCCAUUUAAACAACUGUCAUUUACUCCCAACUCAUCUCUCAUAAAUGGAAUUGUCUACCUGACAUCUGUAUCUGAAUAUGCAUUGUACAUUUCAGUUAAUAAUGUUUGGCUGUAAGAUUUCUCAGUGAUAUUUCAAAAUGUAAUAUGAAUGGAACAGUGCAAGGCCACAAAGGCAAUUGGUAUAAAGAAAUAAAUAUUAAAAUUUAGUAGAAAUAACUACUGUCCUUUGCAUAUACUGAUUAUGUGGAAAUGGAUUAGGAAAUCAGCUUUAAACCUUCGCAUACUGACAUUAGGUUAUCUGCAGAAUUCACUCAGAUAUUUCAGCCUCUAAUUCACAAAUUCCUCUCCUUUUGAGAAAUAGCUUUCUACCUUCAUCUGUACCUCAGCAGUUUAGUAUUUGACACAAAUGCAGAGAGAAUGUCUUUAGAUACUUUAAAUCAAGACUGUAUUGUUGAAAUGCUUGGCUAACAUUCAUAAUAAAAUUGUAGGAUUAAACAAAUUGGCAUUAGUGGUUAUAUAAAAUGUAUUAGCAGUCAUUUCCUGGGAUUUGCGUUUUUAUUCUUGUUUGUAAUAGAAAAGUCUCUUCAGUGUGAAGCAGUUAUCUUUGGGUUUACUGACCCUUCAUCUAAUGGUUGGGAUAAAAAUGGGGAUUUGUCAGACUUAGUUUUAAAAAGACUUGCCAGGAUUCACAUGGCCCACUUUCAUUUGAAUAUAUGAGCUGGAAUCUGAUUUAGUCGGCAGCAGACUAUCCUUCAGUAAGCAGCAGCGGAGAAAUAUACACAGUUUAACAAAACGCUACAAUGUUUUGUACUACCUUUUCGGGGAACCCUUCUGAGGAUGUGACAGACAUCAACAUUAGUGGAUGCUUAGGACCACUAUAUUGUCACGUUCUUCCUAAUGAUGAACUUUAUAGGCCUCUUUCAUCUUCACUAAUCGAGCUAUCUACCACUGAUGGAGAAGGUGCCUGUGUUAUGAUGGGGAAAAUUUUAUUGGAUAUAAAUAUGGCAGUGUUAGAAGAAAAUAGAAGUUUGUUAGACUCAUGUGUUCCUCGUGGACAACCAAAGUCUAAUGAGAGUGGUCCAAGUCUGCCAAUGGCAACUGUUGACAUAAAAAAUCCAGAGAUUACAACUAAUAGAUUUUAUGGUUCUCAAGUCAACAAUAUGUCAUAUACCAAAGAGAAGAAAAAAGGAAAAACAAAAAAGAAGAGAUUGACAAAGGCAGAUAUUGGAACUCCCAGCAACUUCCAACACAUUGGACAUGUUGGCUGGGACCCAAACACAGGUUUUGAUGUUAACAAUUUAGAUCCAGAGUUGAAAAACCUAUUUGAUAUGUGUGGAAUUUCAGAGGCUCAGCUAAAAGACAAAGAAACGUCCAAGGUUAUAUAUGAUUUUAUUGAAAAAACAGGAGGAGUGGAAGCUGUCAAAAAUGAAUUACGUAGACAAGGUCCACCACGCUGGAGUGCUCCUCCUCCACCCCCGCCAUCUCGGGGCGGUCCCCCUCCACCACCACCACCACCGCAUAGCUCAGGGCCACCCCCUCCUCCUGCUAGGGGAAGAGGAGUUCCUCCACUGCCUCCUGCAAGAGCACCAACAGCAGCGCCACCUCCUCCACCUCCGUCUCGACCUGGUGCUACAGUACCCCCUCCUCCACCAAACAGAAUGUACCCUCCACCUCCUCCAGUUCAUUCUUCCUCUGCACCUUCAGGCCCACCUCCACCCCCUCCCCCACCAUCAGGAGGUAGUUCUGUGCCCCCUCCCCCACCCCCUCCCCCACCCCCUCCUGGUCCUCCACCUCCACUUGGUCUUUCAGUAGAGGUAGACCAUCAGCUUCCAGCUCCUUCAGGAAAUAAAGCAGCCCUCUUAGAUCAAAUCAGAGAAGGUGCCCAGUUAAAAAAAGUGGAACAGAACAGUCGUCCAGUCUCCUGCUCAGGAAGAGAUGCUCUACUUGAUCAGAUACGACAGGGUAUACAGUUGAAAUCUGUGUCUGAUGGCCAGGAGACAGCACCACCUACAGCUGCACCCACGUCAGGUAUUGUGGGAGCACUAAUGGAAGUUAUGCAGAAAAGGAGCAAAGCCAUUCAUUCUUCAGAUGAAGAUGAGGAUGAAGAAGAUGAAGAAGAUUUUGAAGAUGAUGAUGAAUGGGAUGACUGAUCAAUUUAUUAUAUCAUAUAUAUAUUUUUAAGGUGAAAUACUAAACUACUUUCUGUCUAUGGAUUCUGUAAAAUUAUCAUGUAAAUGUUCUACCUAUUUGCUGUAUAUUUUUGUUGCCUUUUGCUUUUUUAUUAAUCUGUGCAAUACCUCAUUUAAUCUGUAAAUGUUUGUCAUAAUCCUAUACAAAGCUACUCCCUACUUAAUGUGUACAAGUUUACAUCAGGUUGCUCAAUGUACAUGUGAAUACUUUCCAUUCCAUCAGUAAGGGAGUUUUAAUGUAAUAUGCGAAAUUGACAAACACACCUUAAAUGUAUUUAGUUAUAAUGCAAGAAGGAAAACACUAUUUUCAUACCCUACUUUUCUGUAUCUAAAUUUUCUUAUUAAAACCUAGUAUGACACUACAUUCUUUCAACAGUGCAGUUCCUAGUUUUAAUCCCUUCACGUUGGAAAGUAUGCUUUAUCAGCUAUGGAUGAGUCUGAUAAAACAAAGAACAAUUUCAGUUCAUUACACGACAGUUCAAAUUUAGCAUUUAAGCUAUGCAUGAAACACAACAGUUAAGUGGUUAUGAAAAUUUCUCCUGAUUCUAGGGCAGUGUUGUCUCCUAUUCAGGAAAUACAGACACCUGUAAACAGAAUCUAGAAACAUCCCCGUUGUUUUUUGAUGUAAGCUACCUUUGUAAUUUUUGCAACCACCUUUCACAAUGAAGAAGAGUUUGCAUUUAUGGCAACUGCUGCAGUUAUUUGUGUGUGUAUAUGUGCAUACACAUACACAAACAAACUGAAGGACUGUGGUUAAUGCUCAUUCUGAUCAGUAAUGGAUUUAAAUUAAUUUUAAAAUGUGUAGGGCAUUGAUAUACUAAUAAAUGAGUUUAAAUGGUGUAACUCUGCAGUCUUUAUGAAUUUUGGUUCAAACCCACACAACUAGGCACCAGAUACUACAUUUAGAAAUCCAUAACAUUCAAUCAUGGAUGGAUGCCUUAAGUAUAUGCUUCUCCUAAUUGCAAUAAGCGAUGGAGCAUUCAGCCGGGGAGGGUGGGCUCGGUAGAAUUGGCACAAGCAUGAGUUUCUCUCUGAUAUUGCCUCUUCCCACCAAUCUAGUUUUUGUAUUUCUUCCAGUCAGAUAGUUAAGACUGGGUGGCUUCACUGCCUGUUAACCUGUUAGUUUUGAUGGUGCUGAGGUCCAGUUCAAUAUUCAUCACAGGCUUCCCUAUGGCCCUUCAAGCUUUAUACGUCUGAGUUGCCCUGAUUCCUCUUGACUCUAAAUCUCUAGACCACGAAAUGAGAGAGGAUAGAGUUAAUUGAGCUGCCUUUUAUCUUUUGGGAGAGGCUUACUAUUACAAAGUUCCUAAACCACUGCUUUUUAUAUGUACUGAACUUGCAUAUUGCAAUAUUGAUUUGUCUUGCGUUUAGAAAUAAUACCAAGGGAUAUAAUCUAAAAAGAUGGAAGGCCCUAUGCUUGGAAUUGCAUUCCAGUACAUGAUGGGAAAAUAUGAGUUCUCAUCUUUACUAACACUAAAUGUUUGGAGUAUCUGCCUGUUUUUUCUGCAGUACUGCAUUUAUGAUAGGCAAUUGUCUAUGCUAAUACUGUACUUGCAGUAAGGCAACAUUUGAAUAGAAAACAUUAGAAAUAUCACUUGUUGCACUGAUGCAAAAUGUUUCAAGUGAGAAAUAUUUGGAGUACAAUUAACACAUGCUUCUUUUCUCUUCCUUUUUUUCUUAUGCUAUUCAUGGUAUAUUGGAUAAAAUUGUAUUUACUGAAAUCCAGUGUUGGCCUGAUCUUGACAGGCGGGACCUGCAUGAUAUGGCUUGAUAUCUAGGGCAGUUAUAAUGUACGUUGAGCAUUUCUAAUUGCAUAAGGAGAACCGGAUUUAAGAGGUUAUGUUGAUGAAACGGAGUGAGGUAAGCAGAAGCUAAAUUAUUCAGAGGAGGGUCAUUUUUUUUCUUUUAAGCAGAAAUAAUGGAAUUGGGGUAUCUUUCUCCUAAAGCAAUCAUAUUUAUAGCAUUUCCUGCUGCCAGAAAGACUUUUCUACUAGCAUUUCUGCUCAUAGCACUUGAGGGCUGUGAGCAGCGUGGCUAAAACUUGAUUAAAUGCUAUAUAGUGGGAGUAAGAAUGUGUGCACAUGGGAGGUGGUAUUAAUGGCCUUCGGUACAGUUUUUAGUGUUGUCUCUGAGUUCUGAUACCAUAAAGGGCAUUUUAAAGUGGAUACUGCUCAGGUGGCUUCCAAAGAUGUUACUUUAUAAGCAUAAAUUAAGCACAUGCUUCUGGAGUUGAGAGAGUUUAGGAAGAUUAAUAUUUUGGGGACAUUUCCGUAAUCCAUUAAUCACUUGUCACAGGCUUUUGUUCGUUUGUUUUUCCUAUAGAAAGUUUAUCCACAUUACUGCAGAAGAGUUCAAAUGUUUUGCUUUCAGUAGCCUAUCGUAUGGUUUUAACUUAAAGCAUGAUUGCAGUUACAAUAAGGCUAAAAAGUCACAGCUGCAUGUUUCACAUUCUCCUGCUUCCACCGAGGGCAGGAGUGGUGUUUCAAGUCAUUGAAUCACUGCUGCUAACCGUUGUAACAGGGCAGCCUCAUGUGCCUGUUAAACUGACUGUCCAAGUAGCCUUGGCAAUUAGCAAAUGAGCAUGAGGACUAUAUCUCAACACUACGCUUAGACAAUAUCCGCUAGCCGCUUGUACUCUGAAAACAUCUCAAUCGUUCAGCUUUCCGUUUCAUCAAAUUGAAAUUCUUGGUAUGUGAAUUUUUGUUUUGGCUUUCUUUCGUUCUUUCUUUUUUGAAAUGUACAGUGAAUAGGAUGUUGCACUGGUGGCAAUUCAUCACGGAGCAUAAUAAAAUUAAUUUGACUCUGUA
Molecule: messenger RNA, 4999 nt
Organism: Varanus komodoensis (Komodo dragon)
Lineage: Eukaryota; Metazoa; Chordata; Lepidosauria; Squamata; Varanidae
Gene: WASL
Product: WASP like actin nucleation promoting factor
Exons: 8
Coding region: 804-2153 (449 amino acids)
Biological process (GO): actin filament organization; regulation of Rho protein signal transduction
Cellular component (GO): cytoplasm; nucleus; endoplasmic reticulum membrane
Molecular function (GO): small GTPase binding; microtubule binding; actin binding
Source: RefSeq, a predicted model, not a curated record